Messenger RNA from Bemisia tabaci, 2132 nucleotides. Its product is annotated as somatostatin receptor type 2. Gene Ontology annotation, molecular function: somatostatin receptor activity; peptide binding. NCBI's taxonomy places the organism in Eukaryota, Metazoa, Arthropoda, Insecta, Hemiptera, Aleyrodidae. The record is from RefSeq and is a predicted model, not a curated record. Gene Ontology annotation, biological process: G protein-coupled receptor signaling pathway. Gene Ontology annotation, cellular component: neuron projection; plasma membrane.
UUUCGGAGUUUUUUUAGUCUCUGUGCGUGUUUACUCUUGCAAUAACUGCAAUCGACUGGAGACACCUGACCGGUGGUUUGGCUGUUGUAGUGGAUGAUGUUCGUGACGCAGUUUUGGAAUGGUGGGUGAAGUCUAGCAAGUCAAUCAUGGAAUUUGGAUUUGAAGAUUCCGCGGGAGAUUCAAUCGGAGAGAAGCUAAUUAUAUGACGUGUCAAUAAACACAUGGGAAGACUUUUUUUACACGUGUGAUCAUGCCGAAAAAACUCAGUGCGAUUCCAGGAGCACCAAAAUUUGGAACAUUGAUGGUAUACGAAUCUAAUAGCUGCUCUUAGUCCAAACCACUCGAUCGACCGAUACUUCUGUUAUUGUCACAUCACUUACCAGACAUUUAAAUGCUCCGCUUGUAAAACUUGAGGAAUGAACGAACUUAAGGAUCUUCACUAGUCCUAAAGAACAUAAGACUGAGAAAGGAGAUCAAUUUUAAAUCAAAUAUGCAGAUGUGGAACUAAUGCGCGAGAGAGCGCGGGUGCGGCCUCAGCCGAGAUGUCACUGACGGCCGGGUCCAGGGCGGGGGCGUAGCGGGGCCCGGGCAGGAUGACGUCAUCGGGCCUCGAGUGGGGGGCCCUGGCCCUCAGCGGGAACCUGAGCCUGGACAACGACACGUUCCUGAACCACUCGGCGUGCAAGCUGGAGCAGGGCGGGGUCAUGCCCCCGAGCCGGAUCCCUCUGCAGCUCCUCUACGCCAUCGUCUUCACGCUGGGUCUCCUCGGUAACACGCUCGUCAUCUACGUGGUGCUCCGCUUCUCCAAGAUGCAGACGGUGACCAACAUGUACAUCGUGAACCUGGCCAUCGCCGACGAGUGCUUCCUCAUCGGGAUCCCCUUCCUCAUCGUGACGAUGAGCCUCCAGUACUGGCCGUUCGGGGCCCUCAUGUGCAAGAUCUACAUGACGACGACGAGCAUCAACCAGAUCACGAGUAGCAUCUUCCUCACCGUCAUGUCGGCCGACCGAUAUAUCGCUGUUUGCCACCCCAUCUCCGCCCCCAAGCUCCGAACCCCCUUCAUUUCCAAGGUGGUAUCGGUAUCGGCGUGGAGCUCAUCGGCGCUGCUCAUGACGCCGAUCAUAAUGCACUCGAGCCUGACGGACGACAGCGAAGGGCGACGGACGUGCAACAUCGUCUGGCCCUCCACCGGCCGGCUCAGCGGCGAGACCAUCUUCACGCUCUACUCCUUCAUCCUCGGCUUCUUCAUCCCCAUGCUCCUCAUCUUCGUCUUUUACUUCCUCGUCAUCCGCAAGCUCCAGACCGUCGGCCCCAAGAACAAGUCCAAGGAGAAGAAGAAGUCCCACCGCAAGGUGACGAAACUCGUCCUCACCGUGAUCACGGUCUACGUCCUAUGCUGGCUGCCCUACUGGAUGUCCCAGCUGGCGCUGAUCUUCACGGACCCGAACCACUGCCAGAACAACCUGGGGAUCACCAUGUUCCUGGUGACCGGGUGCCUCGGAUACUCCAACUCGGCCAUGAACCCCAUCCUCUACGCCUUCCUUAGCGAUAACUUCAAGAAGUCCUUCCUCAAGGCCUGCACCUGCGCCACCGGCACGGAGGUCAACGCCACCCUCCACAUGGAGAACAGCGUGUUCCCGCGGAAGCACCGCGGGAGCGAGCGGCUCCGGACGCGCGGGCACGGAGGCGGCGGAGCCCACUCCGGAGGCGGCGACAGGAACGACCAGACCUGCCUCAUCGUGAGCAAGACCGAGUGCUCCACCUCCGGCACGGCCAUCACCUCCGCCUCCGCCUCCCGCUCCAACGCCACCGUCAUCGCCAGCGAGGUCAGGGAGGACUCCGCUCAAGCCCCCGCCAAAAAUUGCGUCCGAAUGAAUGUGCCUCCGACCAGCUUAUAGUUUCCCCCUCGCCCGCCCCCUUUCCCUCCACUCAUCCUCGAGUAGCCUGUAAGAAAGAGGGAACGGUACCCCAAGUAGCACGGAUGGCGAUAAGUAGUCAUUACAUUGUAAAAGUAUUGCAAUGGACCACUAGACAAGGUGCGAAGUUAAGAAUUCUAAUACAUGUUCCUUAACCAAAAUUUCACGCAGAACACGAUUCGCGCAACGAAAACUAUUGAAACCCUCCUAACGAAG